GAUACUAUUAGCCGUAGUUCCAUCUCUAGAAUCUAUCGCCGCGUUGUGUUUUUUUUGCUCCUACAGAUUUUCAUCGUGUUUUUCCUGACAGUUUUCCGAAUUAACCACGCGACAUGGGAGAAAGCGACGCCGAAAGCGAUUCGAGCAGUAAUUCCAGCAGCAGCGGCUCGUCCAGUGGGAGCGACAGCGACGCCAGGAGCGAAUCCUCAUCCGCAAGUAGCGGGAGGCAGGAAGAAGAAGCAGCGCGGGUGAAAUCCUCCAAAGAUUCGAGUAAAACUAACAAGAAGGAUAAAGCGGUGGAGAAUGAUGGAGAAAAAGGAGCCAAAAAGGAUGAGGAUAGCAUCCCGCGCGCAGAAACUUUAGCGGAAACCGAUUCUAAGCCAGCUUCCCAUUCUGAUGGCGUGGAAAAGCGGCAAGAAGAAGAACCAGCAGCAGCUGCGACAGCGGAAAGUGACAAAUUAAAUGAAGCGGAAAAAACGGUAGAAACACCUGUCCAACAGAAAGGGGAAACAGAAGCUACAGGUGUGACUAAUGAGCUAGAAAAACCGAAGGCCCAAGAAGAGCACUCUGUAAAAGAAGCAGAAGAAAGCAGGGAAAAAGAGGAAGAGCAGCCGGUAACCACCAAUGGAAGCAGUAAGGAAUCGCCUACGGAAUCAGCUGCUGGUACAGUGGAAUCACCCAGCGCGGAUAACCACAUUGAGGAGGGCGAAAUAACCGAUAAAGACGAUGAUGAUGUGCCGCCUGCCAAGGAAAGUGAGAAACCAGCUGCCGACAAGAAAAGUCCAUCCAGGGACAACCAACGCCACCGAAGUCGUAGUCAGGAUGAGAAGCGCCGCCGUCCUCGAUCCUCCAGCAGGAGUCCUUCGCCCCGUAACCGCCGCCGUCGUCGCUCGAGGAGCAAGAACAGUAGAACCCGCAGCCGCAGUGCCAGUCCACGCCGUAGGUCCAAUUCAUUGGAGAGGAGGCGCCUGGAGCGACAGAGACGUCACGAGGAGCGCGACAAACGGGAUGAGGAAAGAGCCAAGGAGCGUGGAAAGCGCCACCAAAAGCGCGGCAAAUCCAGCAGCAGGCGAAGAGAUGAUUCUAGGGAGAGGAAGAGGUCUUCCGAUCGCAAACGAGAUCGUUCCACCUCGAGUCCAGGAUCCAAAUCAUCGAAAACUGCACGCAAUCCGGAACCAACUAAUGCUGAUAAUGAAACCGUAACCGAGCCGGCUGCCAAAAUAACCGAGCGUCAAAGAAAGACAGUGGAUGUUCUGACCUCUAGGACAGGAGGAGCCUAUAUUCCGCCAGCCAAGCUGCGGAUGAUGCAGUCACAGAUUACGGAUAAGGCAUCCGCAGCCUACCAGAGAAUCGCUUGGGAGGCCCUCAAGAAAUCCAUCCACGGUUAUAUCAACAAAGUGAAUGUAACCAACAUAGCAAUCAUCACCAGGGAGCUUUUGAGAGAGAAUAUCGUGCGUGGAAGGGGACUACUCAGCAGGAGUAUUAUCCAAGCACAGGCUGCUUCGCCCACUUUCACCCAUGUCUACGCCGCUCUGGUGAGCAUUAUAAACUCAAAGUUUCCGAAUAUAGGCGAGCUCCUCCUCAAACGUCUGGUCAUCCAAUUUCGUAGAGCGUUCCGCCGCAAUGACAAGUUGGUUUGCAUGUCGGCCACUAGAUUCAUUGGCCAUUUGGUCAACCAGCGUGUGGCCCAUGAAAUUCUGGCCCUAGAGAUCCUUACCCUGCUGGUGGAGACGCCUACGGAUGAUUCCGUUGAGGUGGCCAUCGCUUUUCUCAAGGAGUGCGGCAUGAAGCUGACUGAGGUUUCCUCCAAAGGCAUCGGGGCCAUCUUCGAGAUGCUGAGGAACAUCCUGCACGAGGGAAAGUUGGACAAGCGAGUGCAGUACAUGAUUGAGGUGCUGUUCCAGGUGCGCAAGGAUGGCUUCAAGGACCAUCAGGCUGUUGUUCCGGAACUGGAACUCGUAGAAGAGGACGAUCAGUUCACGCAUCUUAUGAUGCUAGAUGAAGCCACCGAAACUGAAGAUAUUCUAAAUGUUUUUAAAUUUGACGACAACUACGCGGAGAACGAAGACAAAUACAAAGGACUGAGCCACGAGAUCUUGGGCAGCGAUGAUGGCAGCAGCUCAGGGUCAGGUUCCGGAUCGGACUCGGAUAGCGACUCGGACGGAGAGUCUGGAUCGGAUGCGGAAACAAAAAAAAACGAAGCUGGCGACAUUAUCGACAACACAGAGACCAAUCUGAUUGCCCUGCGACGCACAAUUUACUUAACCAUCAACUCCAGUUUGGAUUACGAAGAGUGUGCCCACAAGCUGAUGAAAAUGCAACUGAAACCCGGUCAGGAAAUAGAGCUCUGUCAUAUGUUUCUCGAUUGCUGUGCGGAACAGAGAACAUAUGAGAAGUUCUAUGGACUUUUGGCCCAGCGGUUCUGCAAUAUCAACAAGAUCUACAUACCGCCCUUUGAGGAAAUCUUCAAAGACACCUAUCAAACUACCCACAGAUUGGAUACGAAUCGCUUGAGAAACGUCAGCAAAUUCUUCGCCCAUCUCCUGUUUACCGACGCCAUCAGUUGGGAUGUGCUGGAGUGCAUCCAACUGAACGAGGAUGACACCACAUCGUCGAGCAGGAUCUUCAUUAAAAUCCUGUUCCAGGAACUCGCUGAAUACAUGGGACUGGGUAAACUGAAUACAAAACUCAAGGAAGACGUUUUGGUUGAAAGCCUGGCGGGGUUGUUCCCCAAGGAUAACCCAAGGAAUACACGCUUCUCCAUCAAUUUCUUCACCUCAAUUGGUUUGGGCGGACUGACUGAUGAUUUGAGAAGAUUCUUGAAGAAUGCUCCCAAGGCUGUGCCCGCCAUAAAUGCCGAAAUCCUGGCCAAUUCUGGAGGAAACCCAUUUAGAGACGGCUCUGCUCCCUCUGGAAAUUCAAAGGUAGCUCAACCUUCGGCCUCCUCAUCGUCUUCAUCUUCGGAAUCCAGCAGCGAUGACUCCAGCGAAGAAGAAUCAGAAUCUUCUAACGAAUCUUCGAGCUCAGACUCCAGCUCAGAACCCCAGAAGAAACGCAAACGCAAAGACAAGGGCAAAAAGAAAUCCAAAAAAGGAAGUAAGGAUAAAGCCAAGAAGGCUAAGAACAAAAAGGCCGAAAAGAAAAAGAAGGCGGAGAAGGAGAAGGAGAGGGAACGGGAACGGGAAAAGGAGAAACAGAGAAAAAAGGAAAAAGAGAAAAAGCGCGAGAAGGAGAAAAAGAAGGCCGAGAAAAAGAAAUCAAAGCACAAGAAGAAACGAGAAGAGAGUUCGAGUUCCAGCAGCAGCGAAGAAAGCGAGAAGACAUCAUCAGAAUCUUCGUCCGCCAGUUCUUCCAGUGAGGAAAGCGACGAGGAACCUCAGGCGAAGAUCAAGCGACAGGAGCAGAUUCAAAGAAACAACAAAUUCCGAGGGCAACCGCAAGAUAGUGACGAAUUCAAUCUGGAAGGUCCUGAUUCUCGUAGAACCGAUCGUUAUCAAUCUAAUGGAAAUGGUAACAGACGAAAGGAUAACUCCUUCGAAAGAGAACGAAUUCCGAGAAACCGGGAUAAUUCCUCUUUUGAUAAAGAAAGAAACCGGGAUAGUUCAUACGACAGAGAAAGGAGGAAACAAAAUGAACCGCAAAGAAAGCGAGAUAGAUCCCCAUCUUAUGAGAAACCGCGCAGAAGAGAGAAUUCUUCUCCACGAGAAAGACGCGUCGAGAAGAGCAGUCGCGGUGAAAAGGACAGCCGACGUGAACAGCGUUCCUCCAGAGACGAGAGGCCAGAUCGUGGUGAAAAAUCAGAGCGCAGUGGGCGCAACAAGGAUCGUGAACGUGAUCGUGACAAGGAGCGGGAACGUGACAGGGAACGUGAUCAGAAGAGACAACGGGAACGUGAAAGAGGGCGCGUUCAAUCCCGUGAACGUGACCGAUCCCGUGACCGCCCGCGAAGAGAGCGCAGUUCGCACCGUUCCAAGGGGCGUGGCUAAAACUGCAGACUGGAAACCAACCGACACUGAAAAAUUAAAGGCAUACAAUUAUUUUGUGUUAAAUAUUUUAGUUUAACUUGUGUACAAAGAAAAACCCACUAAGCUGAUACAACAAAAAAUAAAUGUACAAAACGUAACUAUCAAAAAUACAUUUUAUAUGUUUUAUUAAAACAAAUAUCCACAGCUCCUAAUGCAUUUUCUAUGCAUUUUAAU
This is a messenger RNA of Drosophila ficusphila, 4199 nucleotides long. RefSeq names its product pre-mRNA-splicing factor CWC22 homolog (gene ncm). Gene Ontology annotation, biological process: mRNA splicing, via spliceosome. Gene Ontology annotation, molecular function: RNA binding; protein binding. The record is from RefSeq and is a predicted model, not a curated record. Lineage: Eukaryota; Metazoa; Arthropoda; Insecta; Diptera; Drosophilidae. Gene Ontology annotation, cellular component: catalytic step 2 spliceosome.